This is a messenger RNA of Cynocephalus volans (Philippine flying lemur), 5288 nucleotides long. RefSeq names its product FANCD2 and FANCI associated nuclease 1 (gene FAN1). The transcript is spliced from 14 exons. Gene Ontology annotation, biological process: interstrand cross-link repair. Lineage: Eukaryota; Metazoa; Chordata; Mammalia; Dermoptera; Cynocephalidae. Gene Ontology annotation, cellular component: nucleus. The record is from RefSeq and is a predicted model, not a curated record. Bases 540 to 3617 code for a protein of 1025 amino acids. Gene Ontology annotation, molecular function: flap-structured DNA binding; 5'-flap endonuclease activity; 5'-3' exonuclease activity.
GCGCGGGGGCGGCCAGGCGUGCGCCCAGGUGACCUGAGCUGGGCGCUCCUCUGUGCAGGCCUGUGAGGCCCGGUUCGCGCUGGGGGACGCGCAGAUGGUCCCCAUGUCACACGGGAAAGCUACUGAUGUAGUGGUUCUGCAGAAGGGUCUGGGAUAUCAGAUUCCCCCCUUUUAAAGACGGAUGACUUCAGAUCUGCAAGGGAUCUUAGAAACCACCCUUAGGAGUCGAUCCGUGCAGAGCGGGGCUUAGAGCCGCGGCCUUCGUCUCCAGCCCGGCGCUCUGUCUCCACCCCGGAGACGCUGCCUACCGGUCCACGUUUCAGAGUUUGGUUUUUUCCUCCUCUGGUUGAAUUCAUAAAAAUGUUGUCAUCCAUACGUGCUUUUUUUUUUUUUUUUAGGAAGAAAUUGUCUAAAAUAUCAUAAAGUCAAGUAAAUCCCACUUACUCUUUCAAGUCAAGAAAGUAAAAGUGAGGGUUGCUCUCUUUCACCUGGGAUAUCCUGUGUUUUGUCACCCCGAACACCCAGUGGUUGUCAUCCUCAUGAUGUCAGAGGGGAAAUCUCCUGACGAAAAAAGACCCCGUAGAAGCUUAUCUAUCAGCAAAACUAAAAAACAAGGAUCUAUUAUUUCGUACUUUAACAAUGCACCACCUGCUAAACUUGCCUGCCCCAUUUGUAGUAAAAUGGUGCCAAGAUAUGACUUAAACCGGCACGUUGACGAAAUGUGUGCUAACAACGAUGACUUUGUUCAAGUUGAUCCAGUACAGGUUGGCUUAAUGACAUCACCUGUAACCACUGUGGAUUUAACCAAUAUCGCCUUAGAAAAUGUAAGGCCAAAGAAUUCAUCACCACCAAAGACGAGUCUAACUCCUGGCCAAAGGGAUUCAGCAAAAAUGGGUGUAAAACAGCAGACCAGUCCCUACUUUAAAAGUAAUGAUGACUUUGUGUGCAAUAGUCAGGAUGAACUGAGAAAUCGUGAUGUGAAAGUCAUUUCUUUGGGAAGCCUGUCUUCUAAAUUGUCCAGAAAAUACAUAAAUGCUAAAAAUUCAAUAGAUAAGAAUGAAGAAUUUGCAAUUCAUAGUCCACAGAGUUCUGUAUCCACAGUCAUGAGGAGCCUGGUUGAUAACUGUUCAGUAACUGCGGACAAAGAUCAAAUUUUGGAGAACAGUUCUCAAAAGGAAAACAUUUUUACAUGUGAUUCUCUAAAUGAAGAGUGUACUCCUGAACAUACGGCAAAAAAGAGUAAAAUGAUGGACACUGAGAGCCAAGAGGCUACCCAGGAAUGUGGGAAAUCAGUCCUUGCCCCAGGCUUCUCAGAUAAUGCUCCCAUUUCAAUUUCACCAGGUGUAACUCUUUGGAAUAAAUUAAAGUCCAGUUCAGAAGACAGUCUUGUAAAGCAGGAGGGUGUCAAAGGAGUAGACGGUAAAGAUGUUGAAGGGUGUGAGGCACGUAAUUGUGAAGAGGUAAAAAUGACUGUUGCUUCAGAAGCUAAAACACAGUUGCCAGAUUCAGAGGCGAAAUCUUGUAGUUCUGCAAAUGAUGCUUCUAAAUGGAGUCACACCCAAGAACUUCCUCUGGAAGGUGCCAGUGGCUUAAAGAGUGAGAUCACUUGCAGCAUUCCUUUGGAGCAGGGGUCAGACUGCAAUGUUCCUGGAAAAACAACUCAAACGCCACCGAAUCACCCUUACUACCUUCGGAGUUUCCUUGUGGUGCUGAAAGCCGCACUUGAGAAUGAAGAUGAUAUGAUGCUCUUUGAUGAGCAGGAGAAGGGAAUACUAACUAAAUUUUAUCAAUUAUCAGCUAGCGGUCAGAAGUUGUAUGUGAGGCUCUUUCAACGUAAAUUAAGCUGGAUUAAGAUGGAUAAACUAGAAUAUGGAGAGAUUGGCCCAGAUUUAACAUCUGUGGUUGAGGAGUUGAAGCACACGGGCUUUCUGCAGACAGAAUCUGAGUUGCAAGAACUCUCUGAAGUACUUGAACUACUUUCUGCUCCUGAACUAAAGACCCUGGCCAAGACCUUCCACUUGGCGAACCCCAACGGACAGAGACAGCAGCUGGUGGACGCCUUUCUCAAAUUGGCCAGACAGCGUUCAGUGUGCACUUGGGGCAAGAAUCAGCCUGGAAUCGGUGCAGUGAUUUUAAAAAGAGCUAAAGACUUGGCUGGACAGGCACUCAGAUUGUGUAAAGGCCCCAGGGCUGUGUUUUCCCGGGUCUUGCUGCUGUUUUCAGUGACCGACUCAGUGGAGGAUGAAGAAGCUGCGUGUGGUGGCCAGGGACAGCUUUCUACUGUGCUGUUGGUCACUCUCGACCGAAUGCAGUUUCCUAGUUACACUAUCAAUCGAAAAACCCGAAUCUUUCAAGACAGAGAAGAUCUUAUCAGGUAUGCAGCUGCUGUGCACUUGCUGAGUGACAUUUCCACUGCGAUGGCCAGUGGGAACUGGGAAGAAGCUAAGGAGCUCUCUCAAUGUGCAAAGAGGGACUGGGACAAACUGAAAAACCACCCUUCCUUGAGAUACCAUGAGCAAUUACCACUGUUUCUGCGGUGUUACACUGUUGGGUGGAUUUAUACAACGAUUCUGUCUCGGAAUGUUGAAAUAUUGCAGAGACUUCACCUGUAUGAGGAAGCCGUCAAGGAACUGGAAAGCCUUUUGUCUCAGAGAAUUUAUUGUCCUGACAGCAGAGGCCGAUGGUGGGAUCGACUGGCUCUUAACUUACACCAGCACUUGAAGCGCCUGGAACUGGCUAUUAAGUGCAUCAUGGAAGGGCUGGCGGAUCCAGAUGUGAGAACAGGGCACCGUCUUUCACUUUAUCAGAGAGCUGUGCGCCUGCGAGAGUCUCCAAGCUGUAAAAGGUACACGCAUCUCCUCCAUCAGCUACCAGAAAUGAGCGUGGGAGACGUGAGGCACGUGACCAUCACGGGCAGGCUGUGCCCGCAGCGUGGGAUGGGCAAGUCUGUGUUUGUGAUGGAGGCCAGGGAGGCUGCCACCCCCACCACGGUCCUGUGCUCUGUGGAGGAGCUGGCGCUGGCCUAUUACAGACACAGUGGCUUUGACCAGGGGAUUCAUGGGGAAGGGUCUACCUUCAGCACCCUGUGUGGCCUCCUCUUGUGGGAUGUAAUCUUCAUGGAUGGGAUACCUGACGUCUUCAGAAACGCCUACCAGGCCUUCCCACUGGACUUGUACACAGACAGCUUCUUCACCAGCAGGGGGCCAGCCCUUGAGGCCAGGCUGCAGCUGAUUCACAGUGCCCCUGCCAAGAGCCUGCGAGCCUGGGUGGCAGCUGUGUGGCAUGCCCAGGAGGGCAGAGUGGCUUCCCUUGUUAACUGGGAUCGCUUCACUUCUCUUCAGCAAGCUCAGGAUCUUGUCUCCUGCUUGGGAGGCCCUGUCCUCAGUGGUGUGUGCAGGCGCCUGGCUGCUGACUUUCGACACUGCCGAGGGGGCCUCCCUGACCUGGUGGUGUGGAACUCCCAGAGUCAUCGCUUUAAGCUGGUAGAAGUUAAAGGCCCCAGUGAUCGUCUUUCACAGAAGCAAAUGAUCUGGUUGGAUGAACUGCAGAAGCUGGGGGCUGAAGUAGAAGUCUGCCACGUGGUUGCAGCUGGAGCUAAAAGCAAAGGCCUUGGCUAAGAUGGUCAUACGUUGAUAUUCCCUACAGGAGAAAACGGAAAUGAGGAGGAGAGAAAGUCUGGUGUCCCCGAGGUGCCAUGCGGGCCACUGGCUCUGAAGUACAGCCUGCUCUGGCCCAGCUCCGCAUAGCAGGCUUCCAAAGGGCCGCUGCACUGCUGCCGCACCAUCCUGCUGAGCACGUCCACUUCAUCAGCCAGGAGCGAGAGCUUGUGAAAGGCAGUGAUGACACCCCCGAGGUUGAUCUGAGCCUCGGGGACCCAGCGGAAGUAGCACAGUUUCCACAGUUUUAUGUAUGUUCCAGAGAGAUGUGGCAGAAUAACUCCGUGCAGGUCGACCGGUUUGGAAAACCAUUCUCUAAAAUACUGCUCCAUAUCACUGUUCUGGCUGUCAGUUUGCUGAAUGGGGUCUGGCUUUAGUUUUAAUAUUAAUGAAUUUCUUCUUGGAAGUAAUUCUUGGUCACCGAUGAGUCCAUUCUUUAAAGAAGAUGGCAUUCCUCUUAGUGUGGAGCUGUAGCUUUUCUGUGCAGAAGAGAGAUUUCAGCAUUAUUUUCCUAGUGCUUCCCUCUUUCAGAAAGACUGUAAAGGUGCAGUGGCAAAUAUAAAAUUAGCAUUACAAAAAACUGAUGCAAUCUCAGUUCACCAGAAUAUUUCCAUUCUUUGUAGUGCUUAAUCCUCCCCCCAGUAAUUAAACUUUUUUAAAGGUGUUGACCACCUAGGCAAUUACCACCAGCCUGAAUGGGGGUAGGGAGGUGAGUGCAUCCAAUUCAUUAAUUUCCUUAAGUGCAACUUUCUAAGACAUCUGGAUUAGGGAAAAAUCCCCAGACCUGGGUGAUUCUAGAAAUAAGAAUGGGCAGACUGGAUGUGUUUCAGGAAACGGGCUCCCAGGCUCAGAGUUGCAGUGCUGAUCAGGGUCUCAUGGGCCUCAGACACAAAAAACAAAACUCGGGAUACAGCCCUUUCAGUUACAAGGGGAAUGAGCCCUUAGAAGUCUGCGUGAGCAGUGUCACCGUGGGAAGUGACUUCACUUUUAAUAGUAUGUUCUGAAAAAAAGAUGUGUGUGACCAAGGUCCAACGCUCGAUCCCUGUACCAGUCAGCCACCAAAAAAAAAAAAGCAUGUGGUUACAUGAGAACCAACAACAUAUUGUUAGUUGUAAUUUACCUUUGUCCGUUUAAAAGACUUCACAGUGCCAUUCUGUACACAAGGUGUGCUCUUUCCAAUGUAGGAGGGGCUGUGGAAAAGGGUACGGUCCUUUGCCGUAAACUGAAGAGACCAGUCCCAAACUGAGGGGAAUUUUAAGCCCUUUUCAUCACCCAAUUGGAUAUUUUUGCUUAUAGCAAACUCCUGCAAAAUAAAAUAUUUGAAUGUUUGUAAAAAGAUGCAAAACUAAAGAUUUUCUCAUGAGUUCCUUUUUCUGAGGAGCCAUUCAUCAUUACACAGGCUGAACAUUCUGAACUAGAGCACUCAGAACCCUCUAGAGCAGCACUUCCACUUCCAGGGAGAGGAGAGGCGUUCCUAGCCCAGGUGAAAGGAGGCUUGACUCUCUGCGGGAACAAGAGCACCGCCCCCUCCACACCCUCUGCGCAACGAGGGUGUCACUAAGACAAGCACAACUUCGAGGGUGUCACUAAGACAAGCACAACUUCGCUAACACUAUACACCAAGUCUUCAAC